This is a messenger RNA of Akanthomyces muscarius, 3090 nucleotides long. RefSeq lists its product as uncharacterized. The coding region runs from base 1 to 3090 and encodes 1029 amino acids. Lineage: Eukaryota; Fungi; Ascomycota; Sordariomycetes; Hypocreales; Cordycipitaceae. The record is from RefSeq and is a predicted model, not a curated record. The transcript has 4 exons.
AUGCUACAAGUUUCCGCUAUCUACACUGCCCUCGUCGCCGCGGCUCUUGCCGCUGGCAAUCCAGUUCACUCCCGUGCUGUGGACAAGCUCAACGAUGGCGCCUUCAAAGAGGCCCAGCAGCGGGAUGACACGGCCACCCGCGCCCACGCCAACGCGCAGAUCAAGACGUCCGACGGCCGCUGUCUCUUUGUCGAUGCCUUAUCGGGCGACUUCCGCGCCAACUUGACGCCGCUGCAGAUCGCUGACUGCGGCGGCAACCAGACCGGGCAAGGCUUUGACGUCAUCACAAAGGGCAAGCACAAUGAUCAGCAAGGCCAGGCCCUGGUGGUGAGCUCGCUGACGCAGGCGUGUCUGAGCUUCGACCCCAGACGACCGGCGGACUCUCAGGUGCAUCUGUUUUCAUGCGGCGGAAGAGCAGAUGGCGGUGGUGAGGUGUCCAACUCGCAGCUCUUUGCUUUUGACGGCAAGGAGCAGGGCGCUAUCUCGCUUAAGCCGCAGAACAGCCCUGGCAAGUGCCUGGCGUCGGCCGGUACUAAAGUCGUGAUUGGAGACUGCGACGAUAAAGAUGUCAAGCAAAAGUUUACGUUUGGCGGUGAUGCUGGUAAAGGCAAUGGAGGCAACAGCAACAAGGGCGCGAGUGGGAGUAAGCAGCCUGUGCCCAGCUCCAGUGCCGCUCGAGACACAGCCAGCACUGCUACGAAACCUCCCAAGUCACAGUUGACUUCUGCGUCUCUACCUCUGAAGUCUCUCGUUUCUGGCGAUGUCGAUAGCAAGUGCAGUCUCAAUGUGGUCACCGUCGUCAAUACCGUCACCGUCACCAUGCCGCCUCCCAAGGGCAUGGGCGGUGCGACCAACGUUCUUUACUCAACCAUCUUCCCCACCGAGACGGGAUCCCCCGGAAAAAAAGCUCUGAAGAACAAAAAUAGCAGUGGCUGCAGCGACGGUGGCAGCAGCAAAAAUGGCGGAAGCAAGAACAAGGGCGAUAGCAACAACACUGGGGGUAGCAACAAGAAUGGUGGAAAAAUCGUUGGCGGCUGCAGCGGAGGCAAUGCAAGCAACAAUACCUCCGCGACCAACAUCGGCGCCGCCACAACCACCACGACCACCCGCGCCGUCAACGGCCAGCACACGGCCAACCCGACCACUGAGGCUCCCGUCUCGCGUGGCGGCAUCAAGCUCAACCCGACGGCCGCCGCCUCUGCCAACCAGUUCGACACGACGGCCCGCCGCGCCCUCGAGAGCGUCAACCUGCGCGCCGCCGACGGCCGCUGCCUGGCCAUCAACACAACCGCGGGCGACUUCCGCCAGAACCUGAUCCCCAUCGGCUUCGCCGAGUGCAGCGAGGACCCGACGCAAAAGUUUGACGUCGUGACCCAGGGCAAGCACAAUGACGCCAAGGACGGCAAGGCUCUCCUGGUGAGCGUCCUGACGAAUGGGUGCCUGAGCUUUGACAACCGCCGCCAGCAGGGGGAUACGGUGACGGUGUUUUCCUGCGGUGGCCGCGCAGAUGGAGAGGGUCAAACGGCGACGUCUCAGCUAUUCCCGUUUGACGGCACCAACAACAUUGUUCUGCAGCCCAGCUCCGACGAUGAAAAGUUUUGCCUCGUCGCUGGCAAGGAUAGGCUGGAUUCGACGAGCUGCGACAAACAAAAGGACCAAAUUUUUGAGCUUGUGGAAGUUCUCAAGUCAACGGCCGAUAAGCUACUGGCAAAUAAGCUUGACAGACCGCCGGACUCGGGCGAGUGGGGCCGAUCCACCGGUUCACGAACAGCUCAACCUCAACCAGAUCUGCGUCACUUUGCCGAUCCGUCCAAUCACCGUCACACCACAACAGCGCUGGCAUCGUGCUUGCCUCUUACCCGCACCAUGGCUACGCCCGUGGCCGUCGCCGCCUUUGCUGCGGUCGGCGUGCCGCUCGUCACCGCGGCCCUCAUCCUCGUGCCCCGUCUCGGGCUCUUCCGCGCCACGGGGCAGCCGCACGCCGUCCUGCCCAAGCCCGUCUCCCGCCUCGACGGCCGCGACGUCCUCACCAUCAUCCUACUCAUCCUCGCCAAGCUGCUCCAGCGCGUCUUUGGCCUCGCCCCGCCGCUCGUGCCCUCGGCCGACCGCCGCGGCUUCGACCUCCCCGCGCUGUCCGUCACCAGCACCCUCGCCAUUGACGAGGACGACCUGCUGCGCUUCGACGCCGCGACAUCCCCGGGCUCGAAAAAGGCAUCCUCCGCCAAGGCGCAGUCCAACUCUGCGGCCGAGAACAACCGCUCCCUCCUCAUCGCCGGCCUCGUCAACCCCCUCAUGUCCAUCCUCCUCGCCAACCGCAACCUCCCCAUCCACCCGUUCGGCGCCGUCAACACCCGCAACACCUUUACCUUUCUCGACCCCGAGGCCUGCCGCUACCCGACCCAGGUGCUCGACCCUACGCGCGGCAUCACCGUCUCCGCCUCCCUCGGCGGGCCCAGCAACCCCGGCCGCCGGGUCAAGCGCGGCAUCGAGUUUGAGAUAUACUUUGAGGUCGCGGCCCUGCGCCGCGGCGACACCUCCCCGACCGUCAUCUUCAAGCAGGUCGGCGCCGUCCUGGCCCACCUGCCGCGCGACACGAAGCCUCUCUACAGGGACCUGAGCUCGACAUUGGCCGUGGACGGGGCUGGUGAGGAAGAAGAUGAGAAGGAGCCGGCGUGGAUGUCGGCGGAUGGCGAGAUUGUGGAACUCGGCAUGCGGGCGCCCAAGAAGUGGGCGGCGCUGUGCCGCGACUACAACCCCAUCCACAUGUCGAGCAUCCUCGCCCGUGCCUUUGGCUUCCCGGGCAAGAUUGCGCACGGCAACCACGCGCUCGCCCGUGCCGUGGAGCUGAUUGCGCGGGACCCCGCGCGCGUCAUGACGCCGGGCUUGAGCACCGCGGACAAGGCCUCGCUGCUCCUGUCGCGGUCCGAUGACGGCAAGGAGACGCCGAGCGCGCUCGAGGUGCACUUCAAGCGGCCCAUGGUUUUGCCGUCGCGGCUGGGGCUCGAAGUGGCUGAUGUCAAGAGCGGCUUUGCCCUGCGUGUGGUCAAGAAUGAAAAGGAGCACCUGACGGCCAUGUGGACAAAGCUGUGA